GUGGCUAAAUUCGUCUGGCAUCCAGGCUAGCAUGUGUAGUCAAUCAGGCAUGAUUUGGCAAAAUAUCCAUCACCCCCAUCAAUAUUAUCACACACUCCUUCAGAAUGGAUUCCCUUCCCAUCCCCCUUUAGAGCAUCAUCGUUGCCAUAACAACAGCCUAACGAAAGGACAUGUUCGACUCCCAAACUCAGGCUAUGGCCAGAGUUUUUCAGUGCAUUGCAAGGUAGGCCUUCCAUAAGGUAGCGAACCAAACUCCGUCCAAACUAGCCUGCGAUUUAUCAAGUUUUCAUCCUAGCCCAUGGGUGGCGUAUUCACGGCUCUUUUACCACUACGAAGUAUCACACUAGGGUAGAAGAAGGGACGUUUCACGAGCAACGAGUCGAUGGACAAGUGAAUGCAUAAGAAUGACUUGUUUGUGGAUGGGCAAUCUUGAGCCCUAUAUGGACGAGAAAUUCAUCACUCGUGCUUUUGCCACCAUGGGAGAACUGGUCAUAGGCGUGCGGAUCAUUCGCAAAAUGAACUGGGGUGCAGCGGGGUACUGCUUCUUGGAGUUGUCAGAUGAAGAGACGGCUGAAAGGUGUCUUCGUAAAGUCAACGGGAGGUCUAUUCCAGGAGCAACACCGCCAAGGAAGUUCAAGCUGAAUCCGGCCACAUAUGGGAAACAAGGAGAGAUGAGGAACCGGGCUGGCUACACUGGCAACAAGUACACUCAGCCAUAUUCCUACAACGAAAACCAGCACUACCAGCAAUACCCUGAUUACUAUCCAAACUGGGACUAUGAUCAGAGCACAGGAAGUUAUGAUGGGUACGACUACAGUCAGUAUGACUACAGUAGCCAGACCCAUGAGGAAGUUGUUGAAGAUGGCGGUCUUGAAGACCCUGCAGAGGAGCUGGACGUGGCUGAGGCCAACAGGCUAUUCAUCAAGCAGAGUGAGGAGCUGUAUGACGCACUCAUAGACUGCCACUGGCCCACAUUGGAUUCCCCAGACCCAACCACAGCCCAGUAGAGCACCAGGGAUCAACUCUCGACACUUGGCUGAACCUCUGCCUCGGUCCGUUCUGACUGAUUCACAUGAGGCUAGGACUCAGAGGUUGGGGCAGAGCGAGGUGUGCACCCAUGCCAUGCCAGACAGGCAGGCAGUACCUUGCCUGUGAGCUGUUGACUUGAGCGGAUAGGGGGUCGUGUUGGUCGCUUCUUGGACACAGGCUGAGCUCAGGAAAAAAAAAAAACAACGCCUUCCUUCCACAUGAAUUAACUUCUACACCCUUUCUUAGAGAUUUCCUUUUGAGGUGCGAUGUUGAAUGACUUUCGUUUGAGCCAAGAGAAACAACUAACUGAGCGGGCAUUUAGGUUCCCCUUCCUUUGGCACCUACAGCCUAUGUGUGAUUCUCAGUGCUGGAAUGUUAAGGUUUGGGAUGGUGAGGAUUUACUCAACUCACUUUAUGAUGUAGACGUUGGCAUAGAAGUGUUCAUCAAGGUCCUGUCCUCACAACUACAUGACUGAAGGGCGAGCUUAUUUAUGUCUUAAAAGAUGGUUGAGGGCAGAAGGACAGUUCAGCAUGAAACGUGUCUCAGUUUGUUCACACAAUCCCCAAGCAGUCAUAGCAACUGUAUGGCUGUCCACUCUAUUGUGGUUCAGUUUCAAUUGGGAACAUGUUUGACAAAUAAGCUUUCAGAUAUUUGACAUGCCAAGGGGAAUUUAUGAAGAAUUAGGUCUGGAAUCUUAAAAUGGAAUUUUAAGUAACUAAUUCUCCCAUAGAAGAGAAUUAGGGAAAGUAUAUGUGGCUAAUCGGUUGCAAACCCGGAACAUUUAAUUUGAGGUGGUUAUUAGGCUUCACACCGAACUCAUCCAACUUCUUUGAUUAAUUGUUAGCUAAACUUCCUUAAACCUACACUUUCUUUUUGUACAUGAACAAUGUGUGUGGAUCUGGUUUUGCAGACACUGGAAAGAAAUAAAUGUCUGAAAAUGUACAGGUUA
Molecule: messenger RNA, 1979 nt
Organism: Clupea harengus (Atlantic herring)
Lineage: Eukaryota; Metazoa; Chordata; Actinopteri; Clupeiformes; Clupeidae
Product: tRNA selenocysteine 1-associated protein 1-like
Biological process (GO): selenocysteine incorporation
Cellular component (GO): nucleus
Molecular function (GO): tRNA binding
Source: RefSeq, a predicted model, not a curated record